AUGAGACCAUUGUCCGAAUCAAAGUCGAGAUGGGAAGAGACACUGCGAUAUAGCUCCAAGCCCUCCAGCUUCUCGGAUCUUCAGCAGGCCAUCAGAUGCCAUCCCCAGGACAGUCCAUGUCUUACAGGAUGUCGCUCCGUUUGCUGGAAGAUCCUCCUUCUAUUUCGAGACUCACCAACUGAAAAAUGGGCCGAGACAUUGAGCGGAUGUCGCAACGCAUAUACCGCCAUCUACGAGAAACAUCUUCGCUUUAUCAAACAUCCCGAACUUCUAGCCGAACUACCGGUUGACCCCCUGGCAGACGACCCCGACUCUCCUUGGGAAGUUGUGCGCAAAGAUGAGCUCAUCCGGUCCGAGAUACUGCAGGAUGUCCAACGACUGCCGGAUGACCCCCUUUAUCACCAAGACUCUGUCCAGGUUAUGAUCCUUGAUAUCUUGUUCCUCUACUGCAAAAUUAACCCUGGCGUGGGUGGCUACCGCCAGGGAAUGCAUGAACUUCUCGCCCCUAUUGUUCAUGCUCUUACCCAGGAUGCUCUGGACCGAAAGACGGUAGCAGCCGACGAUGAGGAGGUCGACCCUCUUAUGCUUGACAUGUUGGACUCAGCCUACGUUGAGCACGACGCUUACACUAUUUUCUCCAUGCUCAUGGCACGUGCAAGCGCCUUUUACGAAGUGGGCAGUGAUAAAACGGGGGAACAAAACACCAUCAUCGAGAAGAGUAGGCACAUUCACGACGAGUUGCUGAUGCAGGUGGACCCUGAACUUGCAAGCCAUCUCAAGGAGGUUGAAAUUCUUGCUCAGAUUUUCCUCAUUCGUUGGAUCCGCCUUUUGUUCGGCAGAGAGUUUCCUUUCGAACAACUGCUUGUAUUAUGGGAUACUAUUUUUGCUCUUGACCCGAACCUGGAUCUGAUAGAUCUGAUAUGUGUAGCCAUGCUACUGAGAAUUCGAUGGACAUGUGAGACCAUUCUUCUUUCUUUCUUUGACACUUUCCAAGUCAAAUUGCAAGCGACUGACACCAAGGGGGAAAAAACAGUACUCGAAUCUGACUAUGCCAUGGCCUUACAACUCCUCCUCCGCUACCCAGUCCCUCCAGAAUCACAAGGACCUCACACCUUCGUCGACGACGCACUCUACCUACGAGACCACCCCAACGCAGCUGGUGGCGCUACCAUCAUCUUCAAACACACCGGAAAACACCCACUCUCGCUCUCAUCAGCAACAGCAGCUCCUCCUUCAGUCACCAGCCCAGGGCCCCUUCCUCAACCACCAGCCUCCCCCUCCAAACACAGCGGCUUUGGUAGCCUACGCCAACGAACCCUCGGAGCCCGCUCACCCCUUUCCUCCCUCCAACAACCCGGCGGAGUCGAAGCCCUUCUCUCCGGCGCUGCUAAAAACAUGAUCGAACGCGGCGAGAAGCUAGGCAUCAACCAAGCUGUACGGGACGCCAUGGGUGAGAUCAAGAAGGGUAUCCAGGAAGCCCGUUCAUCUGGUAGUAGGACUCCAGCAGGCCGUGGCUCUGGCUCUUUACGAGACGGGUAUCAGAACCAGAACCAGCAGGUCUACCACCCGCCACAACACACGGUUGCGAGCAUGCAGAGGAGGAAUAGGCAGCUAGCUGCCAUGUUGGACGAGUCGGUUACUAGUCUCAAACAGCUUGCUGCUGCUUCGGGGUUAGGAGGGGAAACGGCCGCCGAUGACAAGGAGAAACACGUCGAAACCGUGGAGCUUGCCGCGGCGAGGAUCCAGUUUGUUAAAGCGUGUCUGGAGGAUUCAUCGCUGAUAUUGCCUGAUUUGGAGGAGUCCGCCGCUGUAGUUCCUGAGCGUGAGCCGCAAGUACAAGUACCGUCGUCCCCACCACCCUCGGCUUCAGCUCCAGCUUUCAACGCCCUCAGUCUCUCACCUUCUCACCACAGAGGCAGCGGUGAUUCGAGGGCGCCUACUGUUGCGUUGGAUACAACGCCCGUGGUGAUGACUUCUUCGGUUGUGGAAGAUGAAGCAGCAGAAGGGGAAGGGGAAGAGGAAGGGGAGGUUAGUAUAUCGCAGGCAUCGACCAUCACUACUUUUCCCUCUGCACCACCAGGAACAAGAGUGGAAGCAGAUGAUGAACCGCCCGAGCCCCCAACGGAGAUGAUGGCCACGCUCCAUAACAACAUCACCAGCAUAAACAACAAACCCAAAACUGACCCCUCAUCAUCCCCUGUUGCCAGCCAAAAACUAGACUCAGCCGAUCCAGAACCACCAUCAUCAUCAUCAUCAUCAUCAUCACCACCACAACCACAACCACAACCACAACCACAACCAGAAUCCCAAGAACCACAACCAGAGCCCCAAGAACCACAACCCCCAACACGCCCCCAACCAACCCCUCCCCACCCGCUCAACAAUAGCCCAAUCCUCCUUCGCGUGGAUGCUCGAACCCGAAGAUUCUCCCCUCCCACCGCUUAUCCCCGGCCCCGCCUUCUUGUCCUCCUCCUCUUUAUCGCCAACUAA
Molecule: messenger RNA, 2490 nt
Organism: Sordaria macrospora k-hell
Lineage: Eukaryota; Fungi; Ascomycota; Sordariomycetes; Sordariales; Sordariaceae
Source: RefSeq, a predicted model, not a curated record